UCAGGUAGAAUGGCGAAAUCAGUUCGUUUUGUUUUUAUUUUAUUUGUUUUUGCCUUUCCAACAGACAUUUUAUCUGGAAGACAUGGUCAUCGGGGUAAAGUUAACGAUAGCAAAAUAGUUGGUGGCUACGAUACGACCAUCCAGGACUUCCCUUAUCAAGCAUAUCUGCUGCUACAGAAGGGCUCGGACUACUAUCAAUGUGGAGGAUCCCUUAUAAGCGAGAAUUACAUUUUGACAGCGGCACAUUGUCUUUCUGGCGUCUCAAAAGUUUUCGCUAGAGUAGGCAGCACCAAUGCGGACAGCGGCGGUACACAGUACCAGAGUACUCAGUUUAGAACACAUCCUAGAUACAAUCCUGCGACUUUGGAUUAUGACGUGGGACUGAUUCGUUUUUCGAGGAAGAUAAACUUGGAUGGAACGAACACUAAAGCUAUUCAGCUGGCUGAGAGAGGGAGUCCUGUUCCACCGGACACUCCUCUUACUGUAUCUGGUUGGGGAGCUACUUCGGAAAAUGGUGACGUUAGUCCAACUCUAAUGGCUGUUGAAGUGCCAACUGUAUCUACUGAGGACUGUAAUAAAGUAUACGGCGAUAUUACAAGGAGGAUGAUUUGCGCCGGUGUUCCCGAAGGUGGCAAGGAUUCGUGCCAGGGUGAUUCAGGAGGUCCUGCUGUUGGAGAUGGACCAAUCCAGUUAGGAAUAGUCUCAUUCGGUGUCGGUUGUGCUCGCAAAGGGUACCCUGGAGUGUACUCAAACGUGUCUCGUCUAAGGAAUUGGAUUAGGAGGAACUCCGGCGUAUAUGUUUCGAGUGUGCCUGCUGAUGUUACCAAGCGAUAUGGAAAUAAUGAUGACCAUAAAAUUGUCGGAGGGUACAAUGUCACCAUACAACAGUUCCCCUACCAAGCGUACUUGCUACUGAAGUCAGGAAGACAGUUUUUUCAGUGCGGUGGUUCCAUUAUAAGUACACGCAUUAUAUUGACAGCAGCGCAUUGUUUAACUAGAACAAGAAAAGUAAUUGCCAGAGUAGGCAGCACGGAGUCAGACACUGGUGGCACGCAAUACACCUCACGAACCUUCAGAACACAUCCUCGCUUCAAUCGCGCAACCUUCGAUUACGACGUAGGAUACAUUCGUUUUACAUCCAUUGUUAUUGAUGGUGUGAAUACUGCUAUUGUACCACUUGUAGAGAGUGAUACUCCUGUUCUGCCUGGCACUUAUCUUAUAGUUACUGGUUGGGGAGCCACGACUGAAAAUGGCGAUGUAUCUGAGAACCUAAUGGCAAUUCAAGUACCAGUUGUGUCUAAUGCGAGGUGCAAGCGAUCGUACGAUACUAUCACGCCCAGAAUGAUUUGUGCUGGCGUGCCUGAAGGUGGCAAGGACUCUUGUGGGGGUGAUUCUGGAGGACCUGCGGUGUCAGAGGACGGAGUACAACUAGGAAUAGUUUCCAAUGGGAUCGGCUGCGCCAGGCCGGGGAUACCUGGAGUAUACACAAAUGUCUCGAGUAUCCGGGACUGGAUUAGACGUAGCACAGGCGUUUAG
This is a messenger RNA of Maniola jurtina (meadow brown), 1536 nucleotides long. RefSeq names its product transmembrane protease serine 9-like. The transcript has 9 exons. NCBI's taxonomy places the organism in Eukaryota, Metazoa, Arthropoda, Insecta, Lepidoptera, Nymphalidae. Gene Ontology annotation, molecular function: serine-type endopeptidase activity. Bases 10 to 1536 code for a protein of 508 amino acids. The record is from RefSeq and is a predicted model, not a curated record. Gene Ontology annotation, biological process: proteolysis.